GGUGCGGGGCGAGCUGCGCUGGCUGCCCGGGCUGCGAGCCUGGCGGGGAUGUGCCGGGAAUGACGAGACUGGGGCUUGCAAAGACUUGCACGGCAGCUGGAAUUCAUGACAAAUAGCUCACUGCAGCUAAACUUUGAUCCAGUGUACAGUAGAACCGCCUGUUACACACAGGAAGGAGAUUUCGUCCUUCAUCACAAUGAAAAGCCAGCCUUAAAAAAAAAAUAGGACAAUGUGUCAGGUCUAUAAUUACGGACCGGUGAUGUAUCACCAAUCAGCAUGUCGCCCAUCAGUCAAUCACAGUUUAUUCCACUCGGGGAAAUCCUUUGCUUGGCCAUCUCAGCAAUGAACUCGGCAAGAAAACCUGUCACCCAAGAAGCACUGAUGGAGCACCUGACGACCUGUUUCCCAGGUGUUCCGACCCCUAGCCAAGAAAUCCUGCGGCACACGCUGAACACGCUGGUACGAGAGAGGAAGGUCUAUCCCACCCCGGAGGGCUACUUCAUCGUGACGCCACAGACUUAUUUCAUAACACCUUCCCUCAUAAGAACUAACAGCAAAUGGUACCAUUUGGACGAGAGGAUACCUGACCGGUCUCAGUGUACCUCUCCACAGCCUGGAACCAUCACGCCCUCUGCCUCGGGCUGUGUCAGGGAAAGGACAGUGCCCAGGAACCACUGCGACUCGUGCCACUGCUGUAGAGAAGACAUGCACAGCCUGCACGCGUCCACCCUGCAGAGGAAGCCCGCCAAGGACUGCAAAGACCCCUACUGCCCCCCUUCGCUGUGCCAGGUGCCGCCCACUGAGAAGAGCAAAAGUACUGUAAAUUUCUCCUAUAAGACGGAAACUCUCUCGAAACCUAAAGACAGUGAAAAGCAGUCCAAGAAAUUCGGGCUGAAGUUAUUCCGGCUGAGCUUUAAGAAAGACAAGACCAAACAGCUGGCCAAUUUUUCCGCCCAGUUUCCUCCCGAGGAGUGGCCCCUGCGCGACGAGGACACGCCCACCACCAUCCCCCGGGAAGUGGAGAUGGAAAUCAUCCGGCGCAUUAACCCGGACUUGACCGUGGAAAACGUCAUGCGGCACACGGCCCUCAUGAAGAAGCUGGAGGAAGAGAAGGCGCACAGGAGCAAAGCCGGGUCUUCCGCCCACCACAGCGGCAGGAGUAAAAAGAGCAGGACUCACCGGAAGUCCCAUGGGAAGUCUCGGUCGCACAGCAAGACCCGAGUGUCCAAAGGCGAGCCCUCGGACGGCUCGCAUCUGGACAUGGCCGGGGAGAGGGACUGCGACUUCUGUGACCCACUCACCAGGGCGCCCAGGGAGGGCUGCUUCAUCAUCGAGCACAAAGGCGACAACUUCAUCAUGCACAGCAACACCAGCGUGAUCGAGUCCCACUUCCCCAUGACACCGGAGUGGGACGUGUCCGGCGAGCUGGCCAAGAGGAGGACUGAGAUGCCUUUUCCCGAGCCUUCCAGGGGAAGCUCCCACUCCAAAGUGCACCGAAGCCACAGCCAUACCCAGGACCGGCGGUCCAGGAAUGAGAGAUCCAGCAAAGCCAAGGAGAGGUCCAGGUCGAUGGAUAACUCCAAAGGCCCUCUGGGUGCUUCUUCGCUAGGGACGCCUGAAGACUUGGCCGAAGGCUGCAGCCAGGAUGACCAGACCCCCAGCCAGUCCUACAUUGACGACAGUACUUUAAGGCCCGUCCAGGCUGUGGGGCACCAAAGGGUUCACCUGGCAUCCACGAGUUACAAAGAGGUGUGUAUUCCAGAAAUAGUCGGGGGCAGCAAGGAGCUUCCCAGCGCGUGCAGCCUGCUGGAGCCAGGCAAACCGCCCGAGAGUCUGCCAUCCUACGGGGACCUCGGUGCUUGUCCAAGCAAAACAGCUGCCGAUGACUAUUUCCAGUGCAACACCUCCAGCGAGACGGUGCUCACGGCCCCAUCACCCCUGGGAAAGAACAAGGAGGACCACGACACUCUGACUCUGGCAGAAGGAGUGAAAAAGCUGUCUUCCUCUGACAGGCAGGCCCCCCAUUCCUCCCGGGAGCCCAUGGGGCACAAGGAGGAGUCCCCCAAAGGGCUGGGCGGGGGCCCGGCUGCUUCCGGGGGCGUGGCGGAGGCCGUGGCAAAUGGACGCCUGGUCCAGCACCACAGCACCGAGCCGGGCGGCCUAGACAAGAGGAAAGAGAUUUUCAGCAAAGACACGCUCUUCAAGCCUCUUCACAGCACCCUGUCUGUAAACAGCUAUCACAAAUCAAGCCUGUCCCUCCUCAAAUCGCACCCGAAGAGCCCUGCCGACACGCUGCCAGGCCGGUGCGAGAAACUGGAGCCCGCCCUGGGGCCCUCGGCGGCACAGGCCAUGCCCGCCUCCCAGCGCCAGCAGGAGUCUGGAGGGAACCAGGAGGCCUCCUUCGACUACUACAACGUCUCUGACGACGACUCGGAGGAAGGGGCCAACAAAGACGCGGAGGAGGAGAAGGGCAGAGACGACGUCGGCACCAUGCAGUGGCUCCUGGAGCGAGAGAAGGAGAGAGACUUGCAGAGGAAAUUUGAGAAGAACCUCACGCUCCUCGCCCCGAAAGAGACGGACAGCAGCAGCCAUCAGAGAGCCACGCAUUCGGCCCGGCUGGACAGCAUGGACAGCAGCAGCAUCACUGUGGACAGUGGAUUCAACUCCCCACGUACUCGGGAGAGCCUGGCUUCCAACACAUCCAGCAUUGUUGAAAGUAACCGGCGGCAGAACCCUGCUCUGAGUCCGGCCCACGGCGGAGCCGGGCCAGCCUUCAACUUCCGAGCCAGUACGGAUCCCCCAGGCAACGAAGCUGAGAAACUCCAGAAACCCUCCAACUGCUUGCAAGCUUCUGUUACUAGUGUGUGAUAGUCACUCUGCCUCAGAUCUUCUGUCUCGUUCGAUACGGCCAAGUUUACGACACUGGGACUGACGUUUACAUCUUUGGAAAGACAAGCAUCUCAACCACAGUUUUUGUGCUUACUUAAACUGUGCUGCUAAGUAGGCUAGGGCAAAACGAAAUCCUUAUUUCAGAGUAUUGCUUUUCACAUUUUUGGCUCUGUAGCGACCGAAUAGCAGUAGGGUGAUAUGUAUACUUUUGCUUCUCUAACUGUACCUGAGCACACGUAGGAAAGUCUAGACACUGUAAGUGUGAUAUGCAUUUUCAAUGUCAUGCAGUUGCCAAUUCCAUAUUAAAAUGCCACAGAUGAGUGUUGUUCCCGGUUUGUGGUUAAAUGGCACCACAGAACUGAUCCUUGACACUUCCAAAACCAAAAGCAAAAGAAAAAAAAAAAUGCCCAUGCCACCACGACAUAUCCAGUGCAAGGGUCUACUUAGGGAAAUCCAUGCCAAACUGCCCAGCAGGGACCACAGCCCUCUGUUUGUGAAUUGUUUCCACACCAGUCAUUUUUCACUGAGUUCUGUGACGCUGUUUCGCAGGAGGCCGUGGAAGUGUGUCAGAAGGGGUCGCGAGGGAAACACUGGGAGUGCUGGCUUUCAGGAUCUUGUUUUCAGGUGUGACGGAUGCUUGUGUGAUGUUGUAACCUUCCGUGGUCACAGGCAGGAACAUACAGGACCUUGAAUCUGAAGUGGACAAAGGAAGGGAAUCCCAAUUUGGAUGGGGCACAGCACUAAGUGCUGAAAGAGGUCGUGUGGACUUGUCAAAGGUUUUCAUCAAACCUUGAAGGAAGUUUGUUUCCUCCUUGUGAUUCUUAGGAUGAUCCUAUCUUACGAUAAUAGAUACGAUAAUUAGUUUGUUUAAAAGCAAAAUGUUUUUUGUGAUACAAAUGAAGAGUAUGGCCUGAGGAUGCUAUUCUUCCUAAUGGAAGGACAGAAAUCUAUUUUAUGUAGUUUUAAAUAGAAUGCCUAAAUUAGGCGGUGGGAGAUAAUUUUUAGUGGUUAUAGGAAAGAGCAAAUUUAGGGAGAGUUGAACUUCAGGCCUUUUAUUCCUGGGAAGAUACCUAUAAAGAAAAUUUUAGAAGUAAUUUUUGAUCAGAAAUACACAUAUGCCCAUGUAAUGAAAAACAGAAUGUGCUCAUUCUGCUAGUGUGGUAUAACCAUAAUUUGUACUCCCCUGAAAUUCAUCGGAAUAACAGUUAUGCAUACAUGAACUAUGCCAGAGUAAUGUUUACAGAUACUUUGUGACAAAGUUCAGGAGGCUUGUUUUAGGUGGACGCGUACCCAAGGAGCCCGAGUCAUUUCAGAUGGCUUUGUCAAUGUUUUGCUUUCGCUGACAGUUGUCUUGUUGGAUACAGAGACCGGGCAGCAAAGGGGUUAGAAACAAUUAAAACGUCAGUCUCCUAGGAAGGAGACAUUCCAGAGUUCCAUGUUUUAUUUUCCAAGAACAAUGGGCUAACUCUGUACGUAGUGGAAAACAGUUUGCAAAAGGGUUACCUAAGAUAUGAGUAAAUGGUCUGACCUAAAGUUUUAUUUAGUUUAGUGGCAUGAACUGGUUUUGAAGCCAUACAUCAUAAAGUAUAUAUAUAUAUAUAUAUCCAAAAAUCUAAAAUAUUUUCACCUCAGAUUUCAGUAAUUGGCACAAACUUUGUGAGACACUUCUGAUUCCAUCUUGGGUUUCCUCACUAGCAGUAUGUUGAGAGGUGCAGACCGGCAUGUAGCCAGACACACUCCUGAAGCACUUGAAUACUCACCAUGCUUUGCAGGUAUUUGGAAGUGCAGCGGAUCAAACUGGACUCCUCAAGUUUGGCAUAAAUUCCUUUUUUGUGCUUAUUGUGGUGCAACUUAAGCACUUUGUUAGUAAACUCCCACACCGUCGAAAUGCUGAAGGCAGUUGGUUUCAAUGCAUGCCUUAUUUCCUCCAAGGCAUGCCUCGAUUGCUUAGAAUGCAUCAUUCGUUCGUCUCACUGUUUAAAUGUGCCCAGAAGGAAUGAUAAUGUAUCUAAUAGACCUCAUAGUCUGUUUCCUUGGGGAGUUGUAUACCAGAUGAUUAUUAAGUUUUCCUGUCCAAUUCCAUUUUUUUCCAAAAACAUGAUCUCAAAUUUUUAUCAUACUAUCAGUUCAUAAAUAACGUAACCAUUGCAACAACACAUCAGCCUUGAGUUGAUCCUUGAAAGUGGCCACAAAAUAAUCAAAUGCUGUGCAAAACAGGAAAGGAAACCAUUAACGUUCAGGAGAAGCUUUGAAAUGGGAAUUAGUCAGUAUUUCACAGGAAAUAGCUUCACAGAAGACACUAUUCAAAUAAAACGUGUACACUAUUUGCCUGAUGUUAUGGGGUAUGUGAUUUAAAAAAAGCAAAAAGCCUCCCUUAGACCAGCAGCUCUUAGCCUAGAAAAUGAUGGCCUGUAAAUAUAGAUGUACGACGUAGAAAUGCUCCCACCUGCAUCUAGUGGGAGCUUCCUGGGGGAGGGGUGCUGGCAGGACACGCAUGACAAACGUGAUGUGUGAGGCUCUCGGGGCCCAAACCCUCAGGCCCUCUCCAAGCUUUGCCAAUAUCCUUUUCCUCCAGUGAAAUCACAGCCUUGUGUUACCUGCCUGCUUAGCUAGUCCUCGAGCUUAUCAACUGAAAGGUUUACAAAACUGAAUCUGGUUGAAUCUCUGUAGCAUUCAACUUGAAAGGGUCAACACACCUGUCGGCAUUUUGCACACUUCUGUAUGAUGAUACAGCACAUUACUUUAUGGUAAUUUUUAUUUUUACAUAUAACUACCUCCAUAAAUUUGAUGAAAUGGCAGCAGUGCGUUCAAGUGUAUUGUUCAGAAAAGCAAAGUUUAAAACUUUCGUAAAUGUUAGGCCAUGGCAUUCUGUGUGUGUGUGUGUGUGUGUUAGUGAUUGUCUCUGUGGACUCAUGGCUUUUUCAUUGCCGUGGUUUUCCCUUACAACAUUAUUUGGCUUUCAGAUGUAAUCCGUCUUCUCUCCCCCAUGAAAGCUCACUUGAUUUUGCUACGAGUGAACAGAAGUCUAAAAAUUCUUGUCUUUCCCCUCCUCUCUAUUCCUGCUAAAAGUUCUCUCUGGCACAGAGCCAGUUGGUAAACAUAGUUUGACAAGCUAUAUGGAAAUCUGAUUUGAAUUCUGGGUUUUCAGUAAUGGAAGACACACAAGAAGUUUGGGUGGCCAAUUUUGAAGCACUUUGGGUCUCUCCACCUUCACUCACAUGCUACCACAGCAAGCCCAAACUUCACUUUAAUGAAACGAGCUGGGCUAUAUAUUCCACACUUUGGUUAAAUAAUUUGUAUUCCAUUUUCUAUCGUUUGUGCAUCUCAGGGGACCUUAAUGACCAUAUGAAAAAGGCGGGGGUGCCGUCAAAUAGAGAAGUAGAAAAGCUGAGAGGGGAGUAGCUAGGUAAAAAAAAUAACAAAGUACUGCUUCUCUGCUGUUGGGAAGUUCAAGUUCAGGAAGCAUACAUUGAAAGUUAAUCUGGAGUAGCAAUGAUCUGAACACCAGCUGUUCCCAAAUCUCUCUCUCAUAACCCAACCAGCAUUUCUAAAAUGUAAAUUUAAACCCUAUUCAGUCCCCAGGGAGGGGAGAAACCUGUUCAAUGGAAACAGAAGCAUUGCUCCCUUUUUAGGUUGGCACAGCUUUGUAAAAUUCUACCCAGGAUAAACCACUUAUCACCACAAAGUGUACUUGAAAGCAAAGUUUUUAACUUAAAUUAUAGGCAUAUUCCUCACAAUACAACAGUGAUCACUUUUUUAAAAAAAAAAAAUCUCUCCAUGUAUAACAUGAGCAGUGUUCAGAGCUUGGUUAAGAAACCAACAACAACUGAUGAUGACUUUGCACAGUUCAUUUUGGGAUCUCAAAGUGCUUCCAAAGCAUUCAGAUUCACAAACAACUAAACACAGUGGGUCAUAUUUAUAAUCCCCAUACUUGAAUAAACAAAAGGGGUGACCUCAGACCACCCAGAAACACAGUGGCAGCUAUCAAGAUCUAUUUUCUAUCUGUUUGAUAGACCUUCAUGGGAAAUCACUAAAUACAAUGCUAUUUUUCUGAUGUGUGCUAAUAAAGUCAAAGAAAACAAGUGCAACUUUACACCUUUGUCCAUUUUCAUUCAAGAGGUUCAGGGUGCUUGGAAUUUUGCAGCUUAGCACACCUUGCUGGCAUCAGUUGAUGAAGUGGGAGGUUAGCAGAUUCACCCAAGUGUCACCCCACUCAAAGGCAAUCUAGACACACACCCUUGUUUACAGAUUCACGCUGGGUCUAACUCCUGUGCUAACAUGACUGCUCCUGGCAGUGGAAGGUGCUGAAACAAAAUUUUAAUUAAAAACUUUAUCAAGUAUUCUUCUGAGUGCUCUGAGCACAAUAGAAAUUCAGUCCUAACUAUGGAGCCCUACUUUGGAGGAUCUAGGUUUCUGAGGGAGCUGGUGGGUUCUGAGUGUUUUCUCAGGUUAGGAGGUACACGAUCCUUCACAGGGGUCUUCAGCAGACCACGGGGCGGUCAUGGAACCGACCAGCAGUGCCCUGCCAGGCCACCAUGGACCCUAACAGAGGCGAUCUCUCCUUCCCUCCCAGCCUCCGCCUCAUUCCCCCCACACAGUCGUGGCUGUUGUCAGUCAUUUAGGGCUUGGGGGGAGUUAGGUCCCAGGAAGAAUGAAUGCAAAACCCAUGGUGAGCAGUUUGCUUUGGGAUCAUAAAAUGCUGGUGAGGAAGAAACGACUAUCAGUGUGAGCUUUGCCAAGUAAGAUCAGAGAAUCCGUUGUCAUCCCAUCCCUCUCGCAGAAGGUUUUUACAGCAUUAAGACUAAAUCCAACAUUUUUCCAUAGAUUUUUCUUUAGGAGACAUCUCGUAAAUUAUGUAUAUGGAAAAAAAAAAUGAUCCAUUUUCCUCGUGUGUUUGAAACAGACGUUGGCGUCUCCCUGCGUGUUUUGCAGCAGCAGCAGCCCCAGAGGUUCCCAGUCAUGGCUCCUCUGCCAUGGAAUCCUGUGUUGUUACAGUUGUUCUAUGACUUACAGUUGAGGGUUUGCAAGCCUCCGAAUUCUACAAGGCUCCAGGGGGACCAACCCUCUUCUGAUUGCCUCAUGUGAGUUACAGGGCUUUAAUCAGCCAUUGCUGGCUUCAAGUGUGAACACACACACCUGACGCCAGCGAGGGAAUGGGGUGUUUGCAAGUGGGGAAGCAAAGACUGUGGAAGGUUAGAAGCUUGAGUGGGCCUUGUACAGCUGCCCACUCCCUGUGCAAAGGCUGACCCUGACACCCCCAGUUCCCGUACUCCCACCAAAAAGAGGUACCCAACCUGAGACCUGAGCUCUCCGUAUCAGGCCUCUGCCGUUCCAGGAAGUUGAUCUUGCAGAACACACUCAGCAGCUCCUCCCCUUCCUGUCCUCUGAGCGCCUCCCUCCCUGCCUCCUUCCUAGACCCUGACACAACGCCACGGUUUCCACAUUGGAAGGGCAGAAUGCUGUGCAGUGCUGUGCACACACGCUGAGUUAGGAACAGCUGCCCGGGGGUCACCUUCAUGUAAGUAUUGACAGCUACAAAUUAAAGUCCUUGGAGCAGCUAACACAGAUACUACUUUCUAGAAGAGAACUAAAUGUAAACGUCAAGUUUAAAGGGAUCAUAAUUCUGCAGGUAUCUUUCUGAGUGACUGUGACUAUUGCAUUAGGGUAAAUGAAUUAAGAAGUACAAGUGGGAUUUACUGUAUGUUAGAAAGGAGUUUUGCAGCCAAGACUGCCUUGAAUACAAUGUGUUUGCACUGAAAAAAAAAAUUUUAAAUUACUUGGUCUCUGGUUGCUGUAAGGUCAUCCAAGAUGGAUGUUCUGUUUAUAUUGUAUAGUAUUUCAUAUGAAAUAAUUACGGUUCAUGAAACGUCUUCCCUAAUGUUACUGAUUUAUAACAGCACAUUUGUAACAUGGUUUUUAUCGUGUCAGUGUACCAUAUUGUAAAUGAUGAUUACUUGUCAUGCUUAGUAUAAUAACUUAAAAGAAAAAAAAAGGACAGGGAUUUUUGUAAGUCUAUAUUUGAAAGUCCCUCCAUAUGGUAAUAUUGUGUUCAUGUUGUUUAUGUAGU
Molecule: messenger RNA, 8956 nt
Organism: Lepus europaeus (European hare)
Lineage: Eukaryota; Metazoa; Chordata; Mammalia; Lagomorpha; Leporidae
Gene: STOX2
Product: storkhead box 2
Exons: 4
Coding region: 277-2868 (863 amino acids)
Biological process (GO): positive regulation of transcription by RNA polymerase II
Cellular component (GO): nucleus; cytoplasm
Molecular function (GO): RNA polymerase II transcription regulatory region sequence-specific DNA binding; DNA-binding transcription activator activity, RNA polymerase II-specific
Source: RefSeq, a predicted model, not a curated record